AUGAUGGUGGGGUCCGACCAGAUCAGCGAAUUCUGCAGGGCGCUCGGGGGCGACACGCCGAUACGCAGCGUGCUGGUCGCCAACAAUGGGAUGGCCGCCGUCAAGUUCAUGCGCAGCAUCCGCGCCUGGGCCUCCGAGACCUUUGGCACCGACAAGGCCGUCCUCCUGGUGGCCAUGGCUACCCCGGAGGAUCUCCGGGCCAAUGCGGAGCACGUGCGGAUCGCCGACCAGUUCCUGGAGGUCCCUGGUGGAACCAAUAACAACAAUUAUGCAAAUGUGCAGCUCAUUGUCGAGAUAGCAGAGAGGACCCGGGUUUCUGCAGUUUGGCCUGGCUGGGGUCAUGCCUCUGAGGACCCAGAGCUUCCGGACGCGCUGGAGGACCUUGUAAAUCUAUUUUUGAUAUUAAUAUGGAGGUUUACGGGAACUAACUUUUGA
Triticum turgidum subsp. durum (durum wheat) is the source of this 435-nucleotide messenger RNA. Lineage: Eukaryota; Viridiplantae; Streptophyta; Magnoliopsida; Poales; Poaceae. The record is from the annotation of a GenBank genome assembly.